Molecule: messenger RNA, 1691 nt
Organism: Pelagomonas calceolata
Lineage: Eukaryota; Pelagophyceae; Pelagomonadales; Pelagomonadaceae
Source: the annotation of a GenBank genome assembly
CGUGAGACGCCACCGCGCAGCCCACGGGCCCGCCCCACCCCCCAACGACCUACACAAGCCCCAGAAGCAGCCCCCGGACCGCACCGAUGGCGGACAAGGCCCCGCGGAUGAACACGACCAACCUGCCGCGCCACGAGACGCGCUGCAACGGGGGUUCAGUAUCACUGGUGUCGCGCUACGCCGUGAUCAAGAACGUGCGCCACAACAAGCGCAAGCGCAUCACCGUCUCAGCUUUUGAUCAGCGGUCCCAAAUUCCCGUCAUCGUGCAAAAACGCAUCGACUGGGGCACGGAGAUGACCAACUUGGAUGAAGCUAGAAGGAUCGCGCGCGAAUUGCGCAUCCUAAAGUAUUUGCGGGGUUUUGAUGGUAUCUGUGCGCUGGUCGAUAUCAUUCAGCCGAGUGAUGAUGCCUGGACGGAUUUGUACACUAUUCAUGAGUACGGAGGCGUGCCCAUGACGCGGUACAUAAAUUCGAAGCAUCCGCCAACCCCGAGACAUGCUAGAUACUGGUGCUACCAGUUGUUGCGGACUCUGAAAUUUAUGCACGCGGGCGGCGUCGUGCACGGCCACAUCUGCCCGGAGAAGAUCUUGGUGAACGCGAUGAGCGCCGAUAUCAAAUUAAGUGAUCUGGGCAGGUGUGUGGUCGAGGGCUGUUCAGUGGCGGGCUCGUACAACAUGUCCUACAUGUGUCCCGAAGAACUUGUGGUGAAGCAGCAGCCGUCGGCCAAGGGCGACGUCUGGGCCGCGGGCUGCGUUUAUGCGGAAUUGCUGGAGAAGAAGGGGCCUCUGUUCCAAGGUUCUUCCCACAAGGAAGUGCUGGCCAAGAUCUGCGCGCGCGUCGGCCGACCCUCCGAAACUUUGUUAAGGGACAUGAUCUACGGCGACACGCCCAUGCACCAAUUCGUACUCGCGCAAGACCCCGUGCCCGGGCUACCUACUGGAGAUAGCACCUCCCCUUACUUCCGCGCGGCGUUCAGUAUAGCGGACGCCGACGCCGACGCGCUCCAAUGCAUCGCGGCGACCGUAAGGUUCGACCCUAGAGCGAGGAUGACCGCGGAAAACGCUCUAGCCUCAUUAAAGCUCUUCCAGGCGCGGCGGAGCGACAGCGACCCUUGUUUACACAACCCGCGCGACGAACCUAGAUUAGCUUGCAGCGCCUACCACGAGUCCAUGGCGUCGCGCGACGCGCCCGACGCCGCCGGCGUCAAGGUUUGUGUGUGGACGGAGUGCGUGCACCACAACCCGUCGGCGACGGGCGGCGCGCCGCCGCCGCCGCCGCCGCGCGCGCCGCCGCCGCUGCCGCCGCUGCCGCCGCCUGUUCAAGCGCCGGCGCCGGUGCCGCCGGUCCCGGGCUCGCGGCAGGUGAAGCAGGUCGUCCUCGUCGAUACAAGGGGCGGGCCCGUCCCCUGCAUGGUCGUGCCCGGCGGCGUGCGGCCCAUCCAGGUGCCGCCAAACACAUUACACCAGAUGGUGGCCAUCCGCGAGCGCAAGCGCCAAGAGGCGCGGGCGAGAGGCGAGGCGCCGCCGGUGAUGCCGCCGCCGACUAUAUUGGUCCCGCCGGGCCAGGCCGCGCCGCCGGGCACCGUCAUGAUGACGGGCCCGCCGGCCGCGCCGCCGCCGCCGGCGCAGCGCCUGCCGGCGGCCUUCGCGCCGUAGGCCUUCCCCUUCUCCCCCUCCUCUUGGGCGUGUUAA